Molecule: messenger RNA, 4772 nt
Organism: Ostreobium quekettii
Lineage: Eukaryota; Viridiplantae; Chlorophyta; Ulvophyceae; Bryopsidales; Ostreobiaceae
Source: the annotation of a GenBank genome assembly
GAAUGGAAAAUCUCCAUGGGCACUUCGCCCGCGCAUCGGGAGCGCAAAUGGUGCUGUUUUCGUCCGUGGCCUCUCUACUGGGGUCGCCUGGACAAUCGAACUACGGCGCUGCCAACGCGGGUCUCGACGAUGCAGCCGAGUCCAUGCAAUCGAGCGGCUUGCCCGUUGUCAGCGCGCAGUUCGGACCGUGGAAAGGGGCGGGCAUGGCGACGGCCACCGCCAAGAAGAUGGAAGCCAGGGGGGUGGGAGCGCUCACUCCCGAAAUGGGCCUGUACGCUCUGGCCAGCAUCCUCGAUGGCUACCAUCGGCCAUCAUUUGGGCCGCGUUCGGGGAUCGUUACAGCAACGCCAUUCGACUGGGACGCCUUCCUUCCGCAGAUGCCCACCGUCCCUGGCCUGUUUUCGCACUUCUCUUCACGAGGGGCUGAGCCAUGGGGCGAGCCAACAGUCCGCAAGGACAUGACAGAAGUAAUGGAUGUCGUGGGAAGCAUGACACCAAAAGACAGGCAGGAAUUUUUCGUCCGCGAGGUGGAGCAAGUGGUUCGGUCCAUAAUGGGUUCAGACGUCCGGGGCGACCAGCCCCUCAUGGCGGCGGGCCUGGAUUCACUGGGCGCCGUGGAGCUGCGCAACUCGUUGGAGACGAGGAUGGGCACUGAGCUUUCCAGUACCCUGGUGUUCGAUUAUCCGACGCCUGAGGCCAUCGUGGGCCAUCUGUGCGAUAUAUUCACCCCGACGAUGGCGCGUUCGCUUCCGGCAGCGCGACAGAUGGUGCCCCACCUUUCAUCGGGGAAGACUGGCAUUCUGGGGAUUAGCGCGGUGGCGCAGAAAUUUCCGCACGGAGCUUUGGAACAAGGCUGCUUUACGGAUGCCGUCGACGUCGUUCCUUUGAGCAGGUGGGAUGCGGAUCUCGUCCUCACGGAAGAUGCCCCCGCGCGUUUCGGCUCAUUCCUGGACAGUCCCUACGAUUUCGACGCAACUGCCUUCGGCGUCUCUUGCAACGAGGCUGUGAUGAUUGACCCUCAGCAGCGAUUACUUUUGGAGUGCGUCAGCGAGGCCGUCAGGAGCUCCCGCUCCGCCGAUGCUCUGCAGGACGUGGCUGGAGUAGGAGUGUUCUUGGGAAUAUCCACGCCAGAUUACUCCGACCUGAAGAAGAAACACGCUCCAAUAGGGGUGUACAGUGCCACAGGUUCCGCCUUGAGCGUGGCCGCGGGCCGCGUCUCCUACGUCCUCGGAAUGAAGGGGCCGGCGGUGAGCAUCGACACGGCCUGCUCCUCCUCGUUAGUGUCGUCGCACAUGGCCAGACUGGACAUGAUGCAGGGGUCGUGCACGGCCAGCGUCGCCAGCGGCGUGAAGCUCAUCCUGACUCCGGACACGACGGCCAUGUUCAAUCGAGCCGGAAUGCUGACUGUGGAUGGGCGGUGCAAGACCCUGGACGCAAGGGCGGACGGAUACGUGAGGGGAGAGGCCGUGGCCUGCAUGGUGCUGCAUUUGGUGGACCGCCCACCGGAGUGGGUUUGCGCAUACCUUGUCGGAUCAGCGGUUAACCAGGAUGGAAGAUCGAGCACUCUCACGGCUCCUGUCGGCCCCGCCCAGAAGGCCGUUCUUAGACAGGCACUGAGCUCAGGUGGAAUCUCCCCCGAAUCGGUCACAGCCUUACACACGCACGGGACUGGGACUGCGCUUGGAGAUCCAAUCGAAGUUGGUGCCGCCAUGUCCCUGCUCGUGCCCACAUCUGCGGGCAGGCACACCCCGUUGGCAUUCGCGGCCGGCAAGACGAGCCUGGGGCACACCGAACCUGCCGCUGGAGUUGUGGGACUCGUGCAGGCCAUUUCGUCACUCGGCCAAAGGUUCACGCAGCCCGUUCUGCAUCUGGGCUCAGCAAACCCACACAUGCACGGAGUCCUGGCGUCAGCGGCAGGAUCGAUACUGAUGCCCAGGGCGCCAGGUCCUGCAAUACAGGAUGCACCGACCGUAUCCGUCUCUGCAUUUGCCUUCCAAGGGACGAAUGCAAACAUUGCUCUUCAAUCAGGGGAGGGCUGCACUUCGGAGAUGGCGGUGCACUGGGACCGCUGCUUCCAUUGUCUGCUGCCGCCGCCUUGUGCCUUCACAACAAGGGCAUCGGUCCAGAUGCGGAGCUUGGUGUUCGAAUCGCGUCUGAACAGGGCGUCGCUGUGUGGACUUCUGCACCACAGGGUGAACGGACGUGGUAUAUUUCCUGGUGCCGGAUACUUGGGAUUUGCUGCGUCCUCGCUGGCCGCGGUUUUUGGCAAACCUGGGCACGGCGCAUGUGUUACGAAUGGAGUUGUGUCCGCCCCUCUGUUCCUCCAGAUGAAAGACAUGGAUCAGAAAAGCAUUCUGUGUACCGUGAACCUUGUCACCGGUGCGUUGGCCAUAACGUCCAUGCCAGGCAAUGCCGGAGACCUCCUUUUCGCGGAGCCAAUUGCUCGCGGAACAGGAUUUGACGCUGCACUCAACACGCUGACCUCCCCCGGUGUUGCCGCUGCGACGUUAUCCGCGCUCACAAUCGGUGGCCGAUUCGUGGAGAUUUCGAAAAGGGACAUAUGGAGCCACGCAAGGUUCGCGCAAGAGCGACUGGACGUAUCGUACCACCUGGUGGCUGUCGAUUUCAUGCCGGAGGGCUUGCUGCACACCGCGCUGAUGAGGGUCUCCAGGAUGCUGGCUGAGGGCAUAUUAUCGCCUCUCCAGCAGAUAGCCUACGACAUUGGGUCGGUCUCUUCGGCGCUGCGUCAGAUGUCCCAAGCGCGGCAUGUGGGCAAGAUAGUGGCAAGGUCCCGCACAGAGAAGGAGAAUGGACUGGGAGACGUGGGGAUCUCGGUGGUAACGGGCGGCGCGGGUAUGAUAGGAUCACUCGUCGCGAAGUGGCUGGCUAGGAAGGCUGUCAAGCAAAUCAUUCUGACGAGCAGGAGCGGGAAGAUGACCUCCAGCGCAGCUGAGGUGCUCCAGAAAAGCAAUGCGUCAUACAGCAGCCUGGUGUCCAUUGUCAGCAGCGACUUGUCAUACUGCGAGGACUGGCUUGGAGUUGUGGACAACAACUUCGCGUCGCCCAGAAGAUGCAUAACUGCUUUGUUUCACGCGAGCGGCGUCCUGCGCGAUGCCGCAAUAGCAAACCAGAAUGUCCAAUCGAUCAGGGUGGUGUUUGCUCCCAAAGUCGUGGGAACAAAGAACGUAGAAAGUGGAGGAUGGCUGCAACCCACGGCCACGCAUGUAUUCUUCUCAUCCGUAGCAUCUCUCCUGGGUGCGCCGGGACAGACGAAUUACGGCGGGGCGAACGCUUUCAUGGACAGCACCGCGGAGAGGCUCGUGCAUGCAGGCCUUGGCGCGCUGUCCAUUCAGUGGGGCGCGUGGGCAGGCGCGGGAAUGGGCAGCGAACACGCGAUCACCAGGGAAAGAGUGGAGUCCGCGGGUAUGGCUCUUUUGACAGAGGAUGUGGGGAUUGCAAGCUUGGAGGGCCUCCUUUCCAGCCAGUAUCACAGGGCCGUGGCAUCUGCGAUUCCUUUCGACUGGAACAAAUUCCUGAGCCGAUUGGACGUCGUUCCACCACUGCUCUCAGAGUUUUCAAGCACAGGUACCGAGCUGCAUGAGGAUGCAUCGCUGAUGGAAUCAGGGUUGGACUCGCUGGGAUCUGUAGAGUUGCGUAAUGCGCUUUCGAGGCAUUUCGGAAUUGAAUUCCCAGCGACUUUGACGUUUGACUACCCGUCAGUCAGUCUCCUUUCCGAGUACGUUGCAUCCUGCGUCGAUCCAAUUGAAGCUACGCACAACGCACAGGCGCCAGCGGGAGGCGUGACCCACGUGCGUGAAGGUGCUCACAUGAUCGCCCUAACAGGAAUCUCAACCCGCUACGCAAACAUUGACGACCUCGAAGGGUUGCAUCGGUGCCUUGCUGAUUCCCCUGAGCUUCACACAGUCGGGCCCCAUUCGAGAUGGGAUUGCAACGUGAUGUACGGGUCUGCGGACGAAAUCCCGGCGGUUGCGACAAAUUUUGGCACGUUUGUUGACACCGCUUUCCAUUUCGACCCCGAUGUAUUCGGCAUUUCUCGCCGGGAGAGCGCUGCCAUGGACCCGCAGCAGCGCAUCCUGCUCGAGGAGACCUUAACGGCACUGCAUGCCAGAGGCGGCGACAUUCGCUCCCUGACGGGCAGCCAAACGGGUGUGUUCGUUGGUUGCAUAUUCCUGGAAUAUGCGGAUAUGCUGCGGAAGUACGGCCACGGGGCAGGGUCGAACAUCGUAACGGGGAACGGCAUCGCUUUCAUGGCCGGGAGGAUUUCGUACACCUUUGGAUUCCAGGGCCCCUGCGUUCCGACAAACACGGCGUGCUCCUCCUCGCUGGUGGCUGCCCACAUGGCCGCCAGAAGCGUCCAGGACAGCGAUUCAAGCAUGGCGUUGGCCGCGGGCGCGAACGCAAUUCUCAUGCCGGAGGGGGCAACGGCGGCCAUGACGAAUGUGCGUGCAUUGGCGCCGGAUGGAAGAUGCAAGGCAUUUGCCUCAGAUGCGGACGGGUACGGCCGCGGGGAAGGCUUCACGGUGGCAGUUCUAGAACGCAAGCAAGCUCUGGUCAGCCAGGCCAAGGCAGAGGCGGGGAUCGACACACUAGAGUACGUGGCCAGCCAUGGGACGGGGACGCCUCUGGGCGAUCCAAUCGAAACGGGCGCAUUGGGAAAAGCGGUUGUGGGUGGGUCGCAAGCACCGGAUGCCGUGUUCACCAUGGGGGCUGUCAAGACGCUGCUUGGACACACGGAAGGCAAUGCAGGGUUG